Messenger RNA from Oncorhynchus keta (chum salmon), 2762 nucleotides. RefSeq names its product F-box only protein 32-like. Bases 154 to 1458 code for a protein of 434 amino acids. Gene Ontology annotation, cellular component: cytoplasm; SCF ubiquitin ligase complex; nucleus. Gene Ontology annotation, molecular function: protein binding. Lineage: Eukaryota; Metazoa; Chordata; Actinopteri; Salmoniformes; Salmonidae. The record is from RefSeq and is a predicted model, not a curated record. The transcript is spliced from 10 exons. Gene Ontology annotation, biological process: protein ubiquitination.
CGCAGUCACAAUACCAGACGACACAUCAGACACUUUAUUGAAGACCAGACGGGAGACAAAAACAAACCUGUAUCUUACGACAUUUAACGUUCUUCAACAUAAAGUCAGAACUAUCAUUUUCUUUCGGCGUUGUUGAUUUUUAAACUGUCGAGAAUGCCUUUUCUGGGACAGGAUUGGCGGUCCCCGGGUCAGAGCUGGGUUAAAACUGAAGAAGGAUGGAAAAACUAUUCUUUAGACGAAAAAAACAGCAAUGACUCAGACGUGAGCUAUUGUAAAACAGAGGACGAAUGCUUCCAGGAGAAUCUGCGGCUGUCUGUUACAUACGACAUGGCAGCUAAGAAGAGAAGGAAAGACUUCAUGAACAACAACGCAAAGAUUCCCUAUUUCCACAAAGAGAAAUGGAUUUACGUUCACAAAGGAAGCACUAAAGAGCGUCAUGGUUACUGCACUCUGGGAGAAGCGUUCAACCGGCUGGACUUCUGCAGCGCCAUCAAGGACAACCGGAGGUUCAACUAUGUCGUACGGCUGCUGGAGCUCAUUGCCAAGUCCCAGCUGCCCUCGCUCAGCGGAGUGGCUCAGAAAAAUUACAUGAACAUCCUGGAGAGAGUGGUGCAGAAAGUCCUCGGUGACCAGCAGAAUGUUCGGCCCAUCAAGGAGCUCCUUCAGACCCUGUACGUGUCUCUGUGUGGCCUGGUGCAGGACAUGGGGAAGUCUGUUCUGGUGGGGAACAUCAACUGUUGGGUCCAUCGCAUGGAGAACAUUCUACAGUGGCAACAACAGCUGGACAAUAUUCAGAUCAACAGGCCUGUGUCAAAGGGUAUGACCCUGACAGACCUGCCUGCCAGCCUGCAGCUGAACAUCAUGGAGCGUCUGUCAGAUGGCAGGGACCUGGUCAGUUUGGGACAGGUGACUCCAGACCUGGGACAACUCACUGAGGACAGGCUGCUGUGGAAGAGACUCUGCCAGCACCACUUCACUGACAGACAGAUCCGUAAGCGUCUGAUGGUGUCAGACAAGGGCCAGUUGGAGUGGAAGAAGAUGUACUUUAAGCUGUGUCGCUGCUACCCUGUCAGAGAGCAAUACAGUGAAACCCUGCAGUUCUGCACACACUGUCACAUCCUCUUCUGGAAGGUAGUGUUGGGAACACUUCAACAUCUCUCAUUCUAUCAUCUCUGUCUCUCUCUCUCUCUGUGUCACACACUGUCACAUCCUCUUCUGGAAGGUAGUGUUGGGAACACUUCAACAUCUCUCAUUCCAUCAUCUCUGUCUCUCUCUCUCUCUGUGUCACACACUGUCACAUCCUCUUCUGGAAGGAUACAAACCACCCUUGCACAGCCAACAACACAGAGAGCUGCUGUAAGCCUGUUUCUCCACAAGGCUUUAUCAACCUCUUCAAGUUCUGAGAGCCACACGGAGCCUGAGUGCCUUUUGUACAUACGGUACAGAACUGCUUUAUAGAGAGAUCAAACGGGCCCUUAGUAUGUGUAUAGUGGUGAUGGUUCCUGGUCACCGUGACACUGGGGGAGAGGAAGCAGUGGGGAAAUGAUGCAAUGGAAUUCUUGGCUUCUGGAGAGCUGAGGAUUCUGGGAGCUGGAGUUCUACAGCUGAGAACAAGUGAACUUGACAAACUGAUCCAAAGAGAGGUGGACCAAGAAGAGGGGGAUGAGGUGGAACAGAGUACUCUGAAGUUUAUUAAAUAAGUUUGGUCCUUUUUUAACAUUUAAAUUCAAAUUAAGUGCACUUCUCUUCCUGAGUGCAGUUAUUGCAUGGCUACCAUAACAACAUACUAAGUUGAAACAUUUUCCAGAAAGGAAAUCAUUUGCAAAAGUGAAUUUGUUUAGUUUUUAAAUAGGGCUGUCAAACGAUUCAAAUAAUUAAUAGAGUUAAUAACAUUAAUCUUUUUUUUAUUUGAUUAAAUUUGGCCCUAAAAAAAGAUCAUUUUUAAAAAGCAGUGCAUUGAGUUAUAGACAUACUAUGUUUGGAUUGUAAGGGAAAGAGAGAAAAUCAUCUGUAUGAAUGUUUUUAAUGGCAUUUUAAACUAUAAACGGCACAAAAGUCACUGCGAACAUAGAUGCUAACGCUCCCAAUGUUUCAGUAGGCCUCUACUCCCUCUUAUCAAUGUUUCAGUAGGCCUCUACUCCCUCUUAUCAAUGUUUCAGUAGGCCUCUACUCCCUCUUAUCAAUGUUUCAGUAGGCCUCUACUCCCUCUUAUCAAUGUUUCAGUAGGCCUCUACUCCCUCUUAUCAAUGUUUCAGUAGGCCUCUACUCCCUCUUAUCAAUGUUUCAGUAGGCCUCUACUCCCUCUUAUCAAUGUUUCAGUAGGCCUCUACUCCCUCUUAUCAAUGUUUCAGUAGGCCUCUACUCCCUCUUAUCAAUGUUCCAGUAGGCCUCUACUCCCUCUUAUCAAUGUUCCAGUAGGCCUCUACUCCCUCUUAUCAAUGUUUCAGUAGGCCUCUACUCCCUCUUAUCAAUGUUUCAGUAGGCCUCUACUCCCUCUUAUCAAUGUUCCAGUAGGCCUCUACUCCCUCUUAUCAAUGUUCCAGUAGGCCUCUACUCCCUCUUAUCAAUGUUUCAGUAGGCCUCUACUCCCUCUUAUCAAUGUUUCAGUAGGCCUCUACUCCCUCUUAUCAAUGUUUCAGUAGGCCUCUACUCCCUCUUAUCAAUGUUUCAGUAGGCCUCUACUCCCUCUUAUCAAUGUUUCAGUAGGCCUCUACUCCCUCUUAUCAAUGUUUCAGUAGGCCUCUACUCCCUCUUAUCAAUGU